CUUUUUAUUUCAUUGAAAAUGUGAUUGUUCGUGUUUUUCUUGAUUUAUUAAACAUUUGAUUACCGGAGCGAAGCGAAAGUUAAAAAAAAUUACCGCAGUGCCGUGUAUAUAAAAAUAAACCGAGGCCGGGGGGUCUUGGCUCCUUUUUUUUUUCUGUACCAACACUUAUAGAAUGUCAUUCACCGCUCGCACAUUACUUGGAGCCAAUGCCAGAGCAUUGUCACGCAAGUGUUUUUCUCAAUGUCAAGUCAAGACAACAGCUUCUCCCAUGAGAUUUUAUGCAACAACUAAACAAGAGAUUCGUCAAAAGGCAGCGAUUGGACCUUUUACUAUGAAGGCAGCAGCAGUCUUUUUAACAGUGGGAGGAGGAUUAUUAUAUUACUUUCAAUCAGAGAAGGAAAAGGUCGAGAAAUUACGUAUUGCAAAGGAAGCAGAGAAAUCCAAGACACAAUCGUUUGGUAAGCCCAAGCUUGGCGGAGAUUACAGCUUAACCAAUGUCCAUACAAGCAAACAAUUUGGGUCUGAAGAUUUGAAAGGAAAGUUCAGUUUAAUUUACUUUGGAUUUACACAUUGUCCAGAUAUUUGCCCUGAAGAGUUGGACAAGAUGGCAGAAGUAGUUGACCAAACGAAAAAACAAGUGGGAGAAAAUGUUCUUGUCCCGAUUUUUAUCACAUGCGAUCCCAGACGUGAUACAGUUGAAAUUGUAAAGGAAUACGUGAAAGAUUUCCAUCCUGAUUUGAUUGGUUUAACUGGAACCCAAGAGGAGAUUAAGAGAGUGGCCAAACUCUUUCGGGUGUACGUUUCUUCACCUCCUGAUAUUAGUGAAGGAGAUGAUUACCUGGUCGACCAUUCCAUCUUUUUCUACUUGAUGGAUCCAGAGGGUAAAUUCCUCGAUUGUUAUUCUCAAAACUCAAAGGCUGAGGAAGUCACUGAAGGAUUUAAGACUUACUAUAAAGAGUACUUAGAAAAUGGCGGAACAUUAAACAAGUCUGCCAUUGAAAAAUAAACUUUUUUUUAAAUAUA
Molecule: messenger RNA, 1023 nt
Organism: Mucor mucedo
Lineage: Eukaryota; Fungi; Mucoromycota; Mucoromycetes; Mucorales; Mucoraceae
Product: SCO1/SenC-domain-containing protein
Exons: 5
Coding region: 173-1006 (277 amino acids)
Biological process (GO): intracellular copper ion homeostasis; mitochondrial respiratory chain complex IV assembly
Cellular component (GO): mitochondrial inner membrane
Molecular function (GO): copper ion binding; copper chaperone activity
Source: RefSeq, a predicted model, not a curated record